AUGUACCGAGCGCCUCUACCCAAACACGGCCUUGUACACCUUCCUCGCAUUCCACAGCACGAUGAACGGGAUCCCCCAACACGCGGCAUCGCCGAUCUCCUUCAAGCUCCUCAACUCUGCCGGCAACACCACAAACCUACUACCCCCUCGUGCUUCGUUCGCAUCUACACCUUUACCCUCCUUCACCAGCUUCGUAAACUCGCCACCCACGAAAUCGCCAUCGGUGUAGAAGCGAUGCAUCUCGUCAUCCUUGCGAGUCCACCUCUGCCUCAACCAAUUCUCGAACGCCGUUCUCUCUUCUUCGCUGCUUUCCGCUGGUUUGAUGUUCUCUCCCAGUGGUGGUGUGUCGACUUGUGCACUCGAGAUGUGUGCGACGGAAUCGGCGUUGCUCGAAGUAUCGCCUGCAACGGGAGGAGUGACGCGUGUCAUGGUGAAGUGGACGUGGAUCGCAGGUGGCGGUACGCCUUGCAUGAAGAUGCUCCUCAGCGUGUAGAAAUCCUGACCGUGUCCCGCCGGAGGAACGCCCGGAUACCCAACGGUGAAGUCGACCAACCACAGAUCAUCCAUCUCCUUGGCCAACGUUCUCAAACAGAAGAACAAUCCCGUCGAUCUAGGCAACAGGCAAUUCUCCAGAUCCUUGAUCCCCAUCUUCUCUGCGAAUUUUGCCGAAACAGGUCUCGUCUGAUUCGACACCAGUGUGCCUUCGGGAAAGAUGAGGAGGAGAAGUUUCUUGGCGGUUCUGUUGGUAGACGAAGAUUGGGGGGAAGUUUCGACGUGGUUUUGGGAAGAGACUUCCUCCAGUUGUUUUGCCAGUUGAGCCUGAUCGCUGGCCCAAUUACGAGCCAAAAAGAUGAACCGGUAGAACUGCAUACCCCACCCAAUGAAGGGGAUCCACUUGAGCGAUUUCUUGAGGAUGAUCAAAAUGCUAUCCCCCAAAUCCGCAUAGUACGCCAAACACCACAGAUACAACCAAUCCGUAUACACCUGGUGGUUCGACAUCCAAACCGACCUACUCGGCAUAUCCACCCCCACAAUCCUCCCGCUCUUCUUGUCCCGCCGAACGAACGUCUCCGGAUCGAGAUAUCCACCUUUACCAUCUCCGAUGGAGAUGACGAGUUGGGUAGGUCCGAAGAACUGCGAGAUGAUGAGCAGGAUGCGUGCGAAGGCGAGCUUGGUGUAGGCGAUGUGCGAGUGGUAGAUGGGUUUGGUGGAGGGGUGAAGGCUGAGGGGCCAGGAGAGGAGUUGAAAGAGAUGUGCGGAGAUGAUGCAGCCGUUGAAGACGAGUGCGAAGAGGAUGGAUUGCACAAAAAGAUGACAGCCUCGGCUGACACGUCCCGACACUCGGAUGGGUAG
This is a messenger RNA of Pseudozyma hubeiensis SY62, 1353 nucleotides long. RefSeq lists its product as hypothetical. The coding region runs from base 1 to 1353 and encodes 450 amino acids. The transcript is spliced from 2 exons. NCBI's taxonomy places the organism in Eukaryota, Fungi, Basidiomycota, Ustilaginomycetes, Ustilaginales, Ustilaginaceae. The record is from RefSeq and is a predicted model, not a curated record.